This is a messenger RNA of Neocloeon triangulifer, 7463 nucleotides long. RefSeq names its product spatacsin. Gene Ontology annotation, cellular component: dendrite; synapse; axon. The transcript is spliced from 32 exons. NCBI's taxonomy places the organism in Eukaryota, Metazoa, Arthropoda, Insecta, Ephemeroptera, Baetidae. Gene Ontology annotation, biological process: chemical synaptic transmission; axo-dendritic transport; synaptic vesicle transport. The coding region runs from base 90 to 7280 and encodes 2396 amino acids. Gene Ontology annotation, molecular function: protein binding. The record is from RefSeq and is a predicted model, not a curated record.
GCCAUAUGACUGAGUAAACAUUGGAAUUGGAGGUCAUGCGGACCUGAAUCAGCGUCCGACGAUGACCUGCUGCCAAUGUGCCACUUGAGAUGGACAUCCAAAAAUUCUCCAUCGCCGAGUUCAAGAGACCCCUGACCAUCGUCAAGGAUGCGAAAAGCAUCGGAUUUUCGUUCAACCUCGACCUCAUCGCUGUGUUGAGCAAGGGAAAUGAAGGACUCGUCAUUCCGAUUUUUCAAACAAACAGCCAGUUCAGAUGCGGCGAUUUUAUCUGGAAAUCGGCUAAAAAACUUUGCAGCCUGAAGUUUUCAGAAGACAGUGAAGAAUUAGCAACUGUCACAAAGGAUGGGGAAAUUACAAUCUUUGGAUUUCGCCAAGGCAGAAAGAUUUGUCCAUUGACAACAAAAAAUUUGAGACAGCCCAAUUUUUUAGAUAUCCCUGGUGAUAGGAGAAGCUUCGAGCCACAAAUUUUGAGGUUCACAAAGCAUCAAGUGAUAUUAGUCUGUCGUACUGGCUACAUUCUGUCUCUAGAGUGGAAUGAAAAUGGCAUUUGGGUAAAAGACUUUGCGAUCAGCACAGCCAAAAAAUUCAUUGAUGCUAAAAUUUGUGAUGGACAAAUUUACCUACUUUCGGAACUUGGCACACUUGACAUCUUUGAUGUUAAUACUGGUGUAGAAAAACAUCUUGACAUCAAAAUCGCCCAGUACCUAAAUGAGGCCACUGGUACUGUCGUGGAAAGAUUUUUUACAAAGCUGGCAGUCUCCACGCAGAGCAUUGCCGUGACUGAUCUAAAUCACCAGAUAUACAUAAUUGAUCUACAGGACUUAGUGGCCAAAGUCACUUUAGAAUCAAGAAUUGCAACUCAAGUCCAAACUCUUUCCGCAAGUGCCGGACAAGUUUCCAGUAACCAGAGAUUUCAGUUCAAGGGGUCUGAGAGUUAUCCCCUAAAAAUUCAGCACCAGAGCUUUCCAGACAGAAAGUCGUUAAAUCUAAGUUCUUCGUUUCACUCUUCAAGCUUAGAGGACGCGAUCGAACUGCCCUUGGAGUACACACAGGUCACAGCUCUUGAAGGAUGCUGCGUUCAGGACUUGAAUUUCUGUUCCGCUGGCCUCACAGUUUGGUACACACAGCAGGACGAUGGAGGUCUUUUCCGCCUCUACAAUCUCAACACCGGUGCUUGCUUGGACGAGGAGUUUCUCUCCGACCACACAAAAGCUCUGCUCUCCGGUUUCAUGGGAUGUGCUGACGCUUUCAUUUCUCCAGGGAAGAUCAGACUGCACAGCUGCGACGUUUCGAAGAGAAACUUGGCAACUAUGAUAAUCCAGCGAGUAGGAGUUCUUGGCAUGAUGAGUGUCCUUCAGGGUGAAGGAUGGAAGGACAUACAUGUAGCACUUCCAGUGAUUUCCGAAGGGUUGAACAAUAGACAAAUUGACUCCAUAAAAUUUUCACUUAAUAUCCACAACCAUGGUUUUUUUAAAUCUGUCUCAAGUUUAACAAAAUCAAGCAAUGUUGAAGACUUGAUUGGUAACCUGGAUCAGAUCUUUCAGUCCUUGUUGACCAGUGUGGAAGACAACGUCUCCAGCCUAGACUAUGCUGAACACCUGGUUACGCUAAGUCUCAACCACUUCUAUGAUCUUCUCGGCAGCAUUUACAAAAUAAUCGACUCUAAGCCGGAAAAUUCCACCCCUUUGCUGCAGCUGGAGCAGAAAAUCCUGAAGAGCAUCACCACGUUCCGCUCCUAUUUGUAUCACACUCCGAAAUUUGCUGCCAAAGUUGAGAGCGACUCUGAUUUGCCCAAAGAACUGCAAGGAAUUAGCCAGCCAAUGAAAGACCUAUGGAAAAGCUGGUUUGUGAUGAGUGAAACAGAAAUUGUAAAGCACUCGAUAGAAAAAAAUUGCAUUCCCAUGGCACACACUUAUUUUGUGGUUGCCAAACGAGCCCUGCAGAAAAAUGUUGACAGACAGUUUGAAGCCAUAGCCAAUGAUUGGAUUUUGGAACUUUUAAGGUUGGGAGAGUUGACUCAAGCCCAGAAGGUCAUGACAAAUUUGGGGAAAAUUCCUUUGGAUGAAAUGAAGUCGAUUUAUCUGCGGACUCUGGAAGAAAAAUUGCAAGAUUUUCUGUUUGGCCACCUUUCCAAUCAGAACAUGCUUACAGAAGAUGAAAGACACGCUGGUUUGUUUUUGAGGCAGGUCAAACAUGCUUUGCACAAGAAUUUCAAGCCAAGUGAAUUGACAAAGACCGAUUAUUUGCGGCUUACAGUCGGAUACAUAACUAGCCAGCCUAUUCUGUGGCGCGACACAAUUUGGGCCGAGUUGGCUUUUGCCUUUCAAGUUUCAGAGCUUAUGAUGCAAGUUGAACCUGUGGCAGCUUGGAACUACCUGUUGAUCAUCAACAGGCCAGAUCUGCUAAAAAUUUGGAUAGAUCUGAGGCUUAAAAGUUCCUCAGCUGCUGAUAUUUCAAGACAAAUCCGUCUUAUUUUGAACUGCGAAGAAGAGUUUGCGGACAAAGUGUUGUACAUAUUUAAAAUUUGGGAUAUUUCUACGGAAAUGGUUGAAAGGGUCACAACUGCUGAUUGUCUCAAAUCAACCAAAGAUGCGGUUCUGGACCAUUUUAGCCGCCAAGGAAUUUUCUGUUCUGUCGACAAAGCCUCCAUAAGUUCAAUCUUAAUAAGGUUUGUCCGAACAAAAAAUUUACCCAAUGUAAAAAGCGCUCUUGAAUCUCCAACUGCAGUUAUCUGUUGGAAUGACUUUUCAAAAAUGCUGCUGAAAUUCUGCGCAAAACAUAAACUUGCACCAGUGCUUUUCUCUCUUCUGGCCGACAACGAGAACUUGCAAGAGAUGGUCGAACAAUGUGAAGUGUCGGAAAGUGCGCAAGUCUGGCUGAGAGCUUGGUUUUCAUUGGUUCAAUUCUCAAAAGACCCGUCAACAGACCACUUUUUAGAUGCUAUCAAGUCCAAUGUCAGUCUCCUUGCGGAUGAUCAAGUUGAAGCCUAUUUGGAACAACAACCCUUCAUUGUUUUGGCGCUUAUUUUGUUGGAGAACAAAGAAAACUUCAACCAAAUUUUGGCUGAAGAUGCAUUUGAUGGGCUCAAAAAGCCUUUGAAUCAAAAGCUGAUUGAAUCUGUUAAGAGGAGCUUUCCAGUUUUUGAAAUGAUACUCACAGAGGAAGCGUGGGACAAAAGUCAGAAACCUGACGUAUCUAUGUACGAAAUGCUGGAAAGAGGAUCUGUUUUUGACGUACCAAAACUUUUUGGUUGGCAGGAGAAUCACAAGAAUUCUAUUGACGAAACUACUUUGAAGAUGCCAAACUUUUCUAAAGGUAGUCUAUACGAGAAGUACGCCAACAACCAGUUUAUCAACUAUGAAUAUUACCUGAAGCAAGGCCGCCCCUCAUAUGCAUACUGCUCUUUUAUAGUAGAUGAAUUGAAGUUGUUCAAGAAACUCAGUAAAAAAAGAAUUAAACAAGCUUGCAAUGUGGCCCAUGGGAUUGCCCUGAGCAGAUUUUCAAACCAGAGCAUUGUGGCUGCUUGCGUCAGUUUCAUAGAAAUGCUGGGCUUGAAAUCUGAGAAAUCGAGGCUACACAUUUCAACCGGUUUAUUAAUUUUGAAAAAUAUUCCGUCACCUGCAACGAAAGACUCCAUAAGUGAAUUGCUAAACAGUCUGCUGUCGAACAGGGAGGAGGCUGCACCAAAAUUGUUAGCCAUUUUGGAACAAUCUCUCAUACCAAAUGACCUGAAUCAAAUCAACACUUUCUUGCCAAUUCAAAAUUGGGCUGUCGCCGUUCGGCUCUCAAAAGUGCACAGCCUUCCAAUGCCUGAAUCUCUUCUGAAAUUUUAUUGCGAAAAUGAUAUGUGGCUCCACUUUGUUAUUUGCCUUGAGUUGUACCAGUACACAACUGAGCAGGCUUUCCAUCUAGUGGAGUUUGUGCGCUCAAAAAGCAUGAAGGACCACCUAAAGCAUUCCUUCCUCCGUACCUCUCAAAAUCCAACAAAGAAACUUUCGUCACCUUUUAAAUCCAGAGACACAAGGAAAUCUCUUUACUCUAGAAUUGGACUAACUGAGAAAGUUGUGAAGUGUUCUCCAACAACUGAUGGCUCUCCAGAUGGGGCAUCUCUUUUGGCAAUAAGUUGGAGCAGUGAAUCUUCACUGCAGAACGAGCUCACUGCUAGCUCCUUUACCUCUCACCUGAUGGAAGGAGAUCUCUUCCGCUGCAUUUUAGGUUGCCACUCAUCUAUAGACCCUUCAAGAGCUAUGCUAGAGGCUUGUCUGGCCCAUAACAACCCGUUCUUAGCUGUAUUGGCAUCUUGCUACGAAAAUUGCUCGUUUGUUGAUUGUCUGGGAACUUGGAUAGUGUCUUCAGUCUCCAGGAGUGCGAGGGAAAAAAUUGAGAAAGAAAUUGGCGGAAAUUUGUUCAUUUGGAACGAAAUGAACAUUCCGACGCUCUGGUUGAUUGCACUGAGGACUCAUCAUAUUGCUACUGUUUCUAUAAGUUUAGAUGUGUUUUUACCGGAGUGCCCCCUGAGAACUUUGUUGAGGUUUAUUAAAAAUGGCGCAGUGGACAAGAGCUUUGAUGAGGCAACAGAUCUGAUUCAGACUUUUAAGUCGCAAUGCCAGAGUCUUCCAGUGGCAGUGACUUCAGACGGCACUAAAGCAUUUUUGAUGCAGCGAACUUGGAUUUACAAAACAGCCGUUCAAAUCGUUUGCACAGCCCUGGCAAAUACUUUUUCGUCAUCAUUCCAUCAGUUUAAAUUUCUUCAGGUGCUUUGCAAGAGUGCAUUCUCUGAGUACAUAACAGUUGAGUGUCCAGACUUUACACACUUGCUCCAACUGCAAGAGUGCUUGUUGGAAACUGGCGUUACUUUGGACUACACUGCUCUCUGUGUAUCUCGUAGAGGUUCAGACAGUGAGCUAGAGGCUUGUUUACAGAGAUUGGUAGAAGGAGGUUUCUUCAAGCAAGCCUUGGAAAUGGCUCGCAUUGCUGGUCUUCCAAGGGAAUCUGUUGUGAUAGCUCAGUGGACUAGAGUCAUAAACGCGCUAGGGGAUACGGAAGGAAAUGAAAGUUUUUGGAAGGAGUGUCAGGUUGCGUUUGUUGAAUCAAAAAUUCAGCCCUUAGUAGCUGCUGAGUUUUUUCACGAGCAUGCAGAAACCAGGACAAGUGUUUUAGAAAAGUACCAAGUGCUGCAGUUGGCCCAUAGUUGGUACAGUCUGUCAAAGCAAAUGAGUGUGAGGAAAAGACAGGACUGCUACAUAACCAAAGCUAUUGAAGUCAAGCUAGAAAUGUGGCGCACAAGACUGAAGAUUGGAAAGAACUGUGAUAUUGAUGCACCUCUUACACCAAAAUUAUUUACCCAAACAAGGAAAGAGCUCUUUUCCGAGGCAGGCAUAGGCUACAUCGACUUUGAGACAAAGCUAGAGAAUGAUAAUGAAGCUAAAGCACUAGAUGAAGUGAUAGGAGAACUUUUGGAUCAAGGAAGAGUAGCUUCUGCUAUGCGACUUGAGGCGUUGUUUUGCCACAAAAACAGAGAUUUACGGCUACUCGUUACAUGCCUAAGUUUAGCUGAGAGUGAAAUCAUGCCUUACCAGCUCAGCUCAGAGCAACGACUUCUCAUGGAGCAGUCAUACACCCCAUCCAGCAGCUUCCGAAAAAGGCCCCUAUAUUCCCUCAAAAUAUCUUCUUUGGCUUCAAAUUCUCUCAACAGCCCUGGUCACAGCACCAGUCUCAGUUCUGACUUUGUAGAACUUCCUCCUAAAGAGCAGCAGGAAGCUCUUGCAGCAAUCGAAAAGCUCUCCGACAGAUUACUUCAUGGUAAAAUUAUUGGAGAACGUAUUGCUGCUUGCUUCAGGGUAGCAAUGAACAUGGACAAAUCUUACAUUGAUAUUAUCACAAUGGAAAAUCCUCUUAGUGUGUUGAAAGCAGCAAUUUCUAAAGAUUGCUUGAGCAAAUUUGCUGUUGCCUCUGAUUUAUCUUUGGCUGGCCAAAUCAGCAAAGAAGACAUGACUGCAUUCCUUCGAGAUGAAAUUUUAGCUGCUGUUUCAAAGAACCAAGUUCAAGGUGGACUCUUUUGGGGUUAUGACUUGGACAGCAGCUUUCAUCUUGUGCUGGAGCUGUGCCAGGACCCAGUCCUCUUAGGGCUGAAUCUUUUGGAAUUAACACGACCUCUGCAUUUAUCGGCAACUCCAGAUAAUAUCAAAAAAGUCCAUGGUGUAAUAGUUGAGUUGCUGAUCCGCUCUCACGAUUGCUACACGGCUGCAUGUGACAUGGAGGGCAUUGCAGAAGUUCUUCUUCGGGCCAGAGCACUGACGUCAAACCUUCUUCAACAGCAAGAGUGGCAAUUAAUGGUUCGACUUGUAACUGGUAUUGGCAGAUACAACGAAAUGGCUUACAUUUUUAAAAUCCUCAAAGAUCAUGAGCAGUUUGAGUAUCUUUUAGGGAAAGGAAUGGACAAGGUUCCUGGAUUAAAAAUCGCCCUGUUAGAAUUCGUUCGCAGCAAAUGUGCCGAAAAUCGAGAUUUGUUGCAACUUGUCGCACUGCACUUCCGUCUCUACUCUGAGGUUGCAGAGAUUUGGGAGGCCGAAGCAAAGAACACAAUCGGCAGACUGCUUAGCAUCACUGUCAUUGAGCUAGGGAUCGCCAUUUCUGCCACUAAAUAUAAACCAAAGCCCAAGCAGCCGACCCCGGAAGUGCUCAAAGCAAGCACAGACCUAGGUCAUCAACUCAAGCUUGCCAUGCAAAACUACACACACGCUGCCGAAUGCUAUCUGCAGGCUAAUAAACUGACUAAAGCAAUGGAUUCGGCCAGUCAGGCAGAAUUAAUUGCUUUGCAGAUUUCAUUAACCAUUGGAGUGCCAAACGGGCAAACUUUAGACUGUCUUUUGGGACAAGAGCAAGCCCAAGUAUCGAUCCUUAUUACAAAUCGUCUGAGUUUUCCUCAGGCUAUCAUUGUGGCUAAGGCUUAUAACCAUCCAGUAGAUUGGGGUGCAGCACUUUAUCACCACUGCGUGUUGCAAAACGAGCAAAAGUAUCUGACAGAUUUCAAGCAAGGAAUGAACCUAACGCCUGCUCUCGUCGAGGAUAUUUCAAGAAGAUUCCAGCACGAAUCUAGUUUGAAUUCUGAUAUGGCAAAAAUGAUGAAGCAAAUCGUCAAUAACGUUAAGUCCGUCGAGGUGAAAUAUAGAGUAGCUAGUCAACUAGGCUUUAAAGAUAUUUUGGAAAAUAUGCUGUCAAGUGCCGACUUGCCUUAUCUAAAGGAUACUGUUUGGAGAAGAGGCAUGAAACACUACUGAACUUCUAUUUCUGUAUGAUAUAAUUAUUUUGUUAAAUGCGAAAAUUGAAGCUAUAUAUAUAAAUAUUAUAUUCUCAUAACAUAAAACUUAUCACAUUUUUUUUAAACGAGUGGAAAUUUAAAAUUUACACGAGAGAAAAUCAGAAUUUAGCAUUAAAUGCAAAAUUAGAUUCCACGUUAGACA